AUGAAACAGCAGAUUACCUGGAACAUUCAAACUGCAAUUCUUAGGGCCUUCCAAACCAUGCUGAGACUACAACCUGUUCCUGAAGCCAUCAUCGUAGCCUGGACUAAACCACUCCAAGGAUCCUUCAAGCUUAACACUGACGGAAGCUAUUUACAUGGAAACGGUAACGCAGGUUUGGGAGGAAUUAUGAGAAAUGACCAGGGUGAACUCAUAAUGGCCUUCUCUAUCUCUGCCAAAUGCAAUAGUAACAAUGAUGCUGAAGCACAAGCUGCUAUAUUUGGAAUCAAAUGGUGUCUUAAACAUGGUUAUUCUGACUUCAUUAUUGAAUUGGAUUCUCUCCUGGUGGUAAACAUGCUAAAGGAGGGGCGGACAGAUAACUACAAAAUGAAGAAGAUCAUUGAUGAGGCAACACAGUUAAUGAACCAAGUCAAUAUCACCCCUAAUCACUGCUAUAGAGAGGCUAACCAAGUGGCGGAUUUCUUAGCUAAAUUGGCUUCAACCACUUCUGACAAGCUAGAGUUUUUGCUAUGGGAACAACGUACUAGUGCAAUAUCAAUGACCCUAUGCUUGUUAAUCAGCACUAUCUUCCUUUCUUCAUUUGCUGGUGGAUAUCAUCUUAAAGACCCUGAAGCUGCUCUUUUGAAGAAGGAAAAGAUAUACAAAGACUCAAAGCUUGUAAAUGCAGAUGAUUUCUUUGCUUCAUCAGCGCUUAAUCCCAGUCAAUUGAAGCCAUUGGCUAACUAUGAUGGUAUCUAUUCAUCUGUGGUAGAUGCAAGAACAAUUCCAGCAAUCAACACUAUUGGUAUUACUAUUGCUCGUUUAAUAUGCAAGCCAUUAGCUGUUAUACCUCCUCAUUCACAUCCUCAAUUUUCUGAGCUAUUGACUGUCUUAGAGGGUAGUUUAUAUGUUGGCUUUCUUGUUCCUUAUUCAAGUAACUUGCAAAAGACUCAACUCGUUUCAAAAAUCUUGAAUGCUGGUGAUGUGUUUGUUUUUCCACAAGGUCAUAUUCACUUUCAAUAUACUGUGGGAAACACUAGUGCAACAGUAGUCCAGGCUUUCAACGGCGCAAAUUAUUUAUCUGCCAUUGUUCCUAGUUCAAUCUUUGCUUCUGAUCCUCCUAUUAACGAUGAUUAUCUUGCCAAAGCUUUUAAAUUGGAUAAGACGGUGAUUGAAGAUCUUCGGAAGAAAUUCUCCUAA
Molecule: messenger RNA, 1197 nt
Organism: Nicotiana tabacum (common tobacco)
Lineage: Eukaryota; Viridiplantae; Streptophyta; Magnoliopsida; Solanales; Solanaceae
Source: RefSeq, a predicted model, not a curated record